AACCUAAUUUAUGUUGUCGAAGAGAGGCUUCACAACAAUAAUUUCUUGCCGGUUUACAAAUUUUAUUUGUUACCCGAGUCUAUUCUAAACUGGUUUGAAGAAAUUUAAAACAAGAAGUGUAUUACUUUUAUCGAGUGUUUCUAUAAUUUUUCAGGAAUUUAUUGCAUUUCGACAUGCAUUUGUAUAAUUUAACUCUGCAAAAGGCUACUGCCAUAACACACGCAAUAUAUGGCAAUUUUUCGGGAACAAAAAUGCAAGAAAUUGUUAUAUCUCGAGGAAAAAUUUUGGAAAUUUUGAGACCUGACCCGAACACUGGAAAAGUUCAUACAUUAUUAUCAACAGAAGUUUUUGGGAUUAUAAGGUCAUUAAUGCCUUUUAGACUUACUGGGGGAACCAAAGAUUAUGUAAUAGUAGGAUCAGAUUCAGGAAGAAUAGUUAUAUUGGAAUAUAUGCCUCAAAAAAAUAUAUUUGAAAAAGUUCAUCAAGAAACUUUUGGAAAAUCUGGUGUGAGACGAAUAGUGCCAGGACAAUAUCUGGCUGCAGAUCCUCGAGGUAGAGCAGUUAUGAUUGGUGCUGUUGAAAAACAGAAACUAGCAUAUAUUUUAAACAGAGAUGCUCAAGCUCGUUUGACAAUUUCAUCACCUUUAGAAGCUCAUAAAAGUAAUAAUCUGGUUUAUCAUAUGGUGGGAGUAGACGUAGGAUUUGACAAUCCUACAUUCGCCUGUUUGGAAAUUGAUUAUGAAGAUGCAGAUUCUGAUCCAACAGGAGAAGCUGCACAAAAAACUCAGCAAACAUUAACAUUCUAUGAACUUCACCUAGGGACAAAUCAUGUUGUAAGAAAAUAUUCUGAGCCAUUAGAAGAACAUGCCAAUUUUCUUGUAACUGUACCAGGUGGUUAUGACGGACCUUCCGGAGUAUUAAUUUGUUCUGAAAAUUAUUUGACAUAUAAAAAUUUGGGAGAUCAGCAUGAUAUUCGGUGUCCUAUACCAAGACGAAGAAAUGAUCUUGAUGAUCCUGAAAGAGGUAUGAUUUUCGUCUGCUCUGCAACGCACAAGACAAAGUCCAUGUUCUUCUUCUUAGCACAGACAGAACAAGGUGAUAUUUUCAAAAUUACAUUGGAGAGUGAAGAAGACAUGGUUACUGAAAUAAAAUUGAAGUAUUUUGACACUGUUCCUGUUGCCACAGCAAUGUGUGUGCUAAAGACAGGUUUCUUAUUUGUUGCCUCUGAGUUUGGCAAUCAUUAUUUGUAUCAAAUAGCCCAUCUUGGAGAUGAUGAUGAUGAAUUAGAAUUCAGCUCAGCUAUGCCUUUAGAGGAGGGCGAUACCUUCUUUUUCGCCCCACGGUCCUUACGAAAUCUGGUAUUGGUUGAUGAAAUAGAGUCUCUUUCUCCAAUUUUAUCUAGUAAAGUAGCUGAUUUGGCUGGGGAAGAUACUCCCCAACUUUAUAUGAUGUGUGGAAGAGGACCGAGAUCCUCACUUAGGGUUUUAAGACAUGGUUUGGAAGUGUCUGAAAUGGCUGUUUCAGAAUUGCCAGGUAAUCCAAAUGCUGUAUGGACAGUGAAGAAAAGAAGCGAUGAUGAAUAUGAUGCAUACAUUAUUGUAUCUUUCGGUAAUGCUACAUUGGUAUUGAGCAUUGGAGAAACUGUUGAAGAAGUUACAGAUAGUGGCUUCUUAGGAACUACACCUACUUUAUCGUGUUCUGCUUUGAGUGAUGAUGCUCUAGUACAAGUAUAUCCGGAUGGAAUAAGACAUAUUUGCGCUGAUAAACGUGUGAAUGAGUGGAAAGCACCUGGAAAGAAGACUAUCGUUAAAUGUGCAGUAAAUCAACGUCAAGUGGUAAUUGCAUUAUCUGGGGGCGAACUAGCCUAUUUCGAAAUGGAUCCAUCAGGCCAACUGCAUGAAUAUAAAGAGAGGAAAAGAAUGAAUUCCGAUGUGCUUUGUAUGGCUUUGGGAUCUGUACCUCCUGGUGAGCAGAGAUCCCGUUUCUUGGCCGUGGGCCUAUCAGACAGCACUGUCAGGAUCAUCUCUCUAGAUCCGAAUGAUGGUUUAGCACCAAGAUCGAUGGAAGCCUUACCAGUUUGCGCAGAAUCUCUCUGUAUUGUUCAGAUGGGAUGUACAGAAAGGGAUCCUGAUAACGCCGCAGCUGCCAGUACCACCAGCAGCUUGUACCUUAACAUUGGGUUGCAGAACGGUGCUCUAUUGAGGACUGUGUUGGAUCCCGUUACAGGUGAUUUAACUGACACUCGAACUAGAUACUUGGGAUCGAGACCAGUUAAGUUGUUCAGGAUAAGGAUGCAACAGUCUGAAGCAGUUUUGGCUAUGAGCAGUAGAUCUUGGCUCAGUUAUUAUUACCAGAAUCGUUUUUACCUUACUCCCCUUUCAUAUGAGAGUUUGGAAUAUGCAUCAGGUUUCAGUUCGGAGCAGUGUCCCGAAGGUAUUGUGGCAAUAUCGACUAACACGCUCAGAAUUUUGGCACUGGAAAAGUUAGGUGCAGUUUUCAAUCAGGUGUCUUUCCCACUUGAAUAUACCCCCAGAAAGUUUAUAAUCCAUCCAGAAACGAACAACCUUAUUUUAAUUGAGACAGAACACAACGCUUAUACCGAUGAAACGAAGAAACAGAGAAGAUUACAAAUGGCUGAAGAAAUGAAGGAGGCAGCUGGUGAAGAAGAACAAGAACUGGCGAAAGAAAUGGCUGACGCUUUUUUGAACGAAGAUCUUCCAGAAAACAUAUUUUCGGCACCUAAGGCUGGACAUGGAAUGUGGGCUUCAACCAUCAAGAUAUUGGAUCCAGUACAUGGAACUUGCUACAAGUUAUUGAGGUUAGAGCAGAAUGAAGCAGCCAUGUCAUUAUGUCUUGUUAAAUUCCAUGGCCAACCAGAACAUCAGUGGUUCCUCAUAGUGGGUGUGUCUAAAGACUUCCAGUUGAAUCCCAGGCAAUGUAGCUCUGGAUUUCUGGAUACCUAUAAAGUGAAUACGACAGGAAGAGAGUUGGAGUUAGUUCACAGAACGCCAGUAGAUGAGGUUCCUAUGGCCCUCUGCUCCUACAACGGAAGACUUUUGGCUGGAAUUGGAAGGAUGCUCCGACUUUAUGAUAUGGGCAAGAAAAAACUUCUCAGGAAGUGCGAAAACAAACACAUUCCUAACCUUAUAGUCAACAUCCAAGCGAUGGGCAAAAGGAUAUUCGUCUCCGAUGUUCAAGAAUCUGUUCUUAUGGUCAGGUACAAAAGAAUAGAGAACCAGCUUAUUAUUUUCGCAGAUGAUACCCAUCCAAGAUGGAUUACAUGCACCUCUGUAUGUGAUUAUGAUACAGUUGCAACUGCAGAUAAGUUUGGCAACUUUGCAGUUCUAAGGUUACCUCCCAAUGUCAGCGAUGAUGUGGAAGAAGACCCGACAGGCCAUAAAGCUCUUUGGGAUCGAGGCCUAUUAAAUGGAGCUUCUCAGAAAGCGGACACGUUAGCAUCUUUUCAUGUAGGAGAAACCAUAACUUCUAUUCAGAAAGCAACUCUCAUACCUGGUGGUUCAGAAUCCCUAAUCUAUACCACUCUUUCGGGAACCGUUGGGGUAUUGGUACCCUUUACCGGACACGAGGAUCAUGACUUUUUCCAGCACUUGGAAAUGCACAUGCGCAGUGAAAAUUCACCACUGUGUGGAAGGGAGCAUCUUUCAUUCAGGAGUUAUUAUUAUCCUGUUAAGAAUGUUAUUGAUGGAGAUUUGUGUGAGCAAUAUAAUUCCCUGGAACCGGCCAAACAAAAAAGCAUUGCACAAAACUUGGAAAAAACGCCAGCUGAAGUGUCAAAGAAAUUAGAAGAUAUAAGAACGAGAUAUGCUUUUUAAAUUAUUAGAAUUAAUUUUACUUUAGAUAUAUAAUGAGUUGUAAUAUAAAUAAUUUUUUAUAAAGAUUCCUCACAAGUG
Harmonia axyridis is the source of this 3911-nucleotide messenger RNA. RefSeq names its product splicing factor 3B subunit 3 (gene Sf3b3). The record is from RefSeq and is a predicted model, not a curated record. Gene Ontology annotation, cellular component: U2 snRNP; nucleus. Gene Ontology annotation, biological process: mRNA splicing, via spliceosome. Gene Ontology annotation, molecular function: protein binding; U2 snRNA binding. The coding region runs from base 174 to 3833 and encodes 1219 amino acids. The transcript is spliced from 9 exons. Lineage: Eukaryota; Metazoa; Arthropoda; Insecta; Coleoptera; Coccinellidae.